Molecule: messenger RNA, 2025 nt
Organism: Cucumis melo (muskmelon)
Lineage: Eukaryota; Viridiplantae; Streptophyta; Magnoliopsida; Cucurbitales; Cucurbitaceae
Product: actin-related protein 6
Exons: 9
Coding region: 108-1445 (445 amino acids)
Cellular component (GO): Swr1 complex
Molecular function (GO): nucleosome binding
Source: RefSeq, a predicted model, not a curated record
AAAAUUUAGAAACCACGUCAUCACCACAACAAUCCACCGGAGAGGAGGUAGCCAUAGCUCUCAGUGAAGACUCUCAACCGUCACAAAAUAGCUCACAUUCCGCUUUCAUGUCGAACGUCGUCGUUUUAGACAACGGCGGCGGUCUCCUCAAAGCCGGUGUUGGCGGCGACCUUGACCCCUCCGUCAUAAUUCCCAACUGCCUUUAUCGCCCUCUCUCCGCUAAGAAAUGGCUCCACCCUUCUCCAAUAUCCAUUUCCACUACCGCCACUGCCGCCACCGAACCCCUUUCCGAUCUCGACCUCACAUCAGCCUCCGUCCGCCGCCCAAUUGAUCGUGGGUAUCUAAUAAACCCCGACCUACAACGCGACAUUUGGUCUCACCUCUUCAGUUCUCUUCUUCACGUCAAUCCCUCUAAUUCCUCCCUCCUUUUGACAGAACCUCUCUUCACUCUCCCUUCCAUUCAACGCGCCACUGACGAACUCGUUUUCGAGGAUUUCAAUUUUUCUUCUCUCUAUGUUUCGGAUUCUCCAUCUUUAGUUCAUUUCUACGAGGCCAGCCGCCGCCCGACGAGCCUUCUAUCUAGGGCACAAUGUAGCCUUGUUGUUGACUGUGGGUUUUCGUUCACUCAUGCUGCUCCAGUGUUCCAGAACUUCACUCUGAACUAUGCUGUCAAAAGGAUCGACCUGGGUGGGAAGGCAUUGACGAAUUAUUUGAAGGAGUUAGUGUCUUAUCGUGCUUUGAAUGUUAUGGAUGAGACCUUCAUCAUGGAUGAUGUCAAAGAAAAGCUCUGCUUUGUCUCCCUCAAUGUCCCCCGCGACCUCCAGAUUGCGAGAAAACCGGGAAAGGAUAAUUUCUUCCGAUGUACAUAUGUUCUCCCUGAUGGCAUAUCGUAUACAAGGGGUUUUGUUAAAAAUCCAGAUGAAGCUAAGAGGUAUCUCUCCUUGACUGAUGAAAAAGCCUCAUCUCCAUCACUUGGAGUCAAGAAGGAUGCAAUUGAGCUAGAUGUAUCAGAAAAGACAGAAGAUAAGAAGAGAAUUGAUCUAACAAAAAAUGAAUUUGAUUUGACCAAUGAACGAUUCCUUGUUCCGGAAAUGAUAUUCCACCCUGCAGAUUUGGGAAUGAACCAGGCCGGUCUAGCAGAAUGCAUUGUUAGAGCUGUCAAUUCUUGCCAUCCUCAUCUGCACCCUGUGCUCUAUGAGAGUAUUGUUUUGACUGGUGGAAGCACUUUAUUUCACAAUUUUGCUGAGAGAUUAGAGAAGGAACUCCGUCCUCUUGUCCCAGACGAGUGUCAAGUGAAGAUAACAACUCAAGAAGAUCCCAUUUUAGGGGCAUGGAGAGGGGGAUCGCUACUAGCAUCUAGUCCUAGUUUUGAAGCAAUGUGUGUUACCAAGGCUGAAUACGAGGAACUUGGAUCUGCUCGGUGUCGGAAGAGAUUUUUACAUUGAGUGCUUGGAAACAUAAAGUUUCUUGUAGAUUUUCUCCAAGUUUUUGUGCAAAAACACGAUUGUGGACUUGGGGAGGAAGAAUAAACUGAUCACCCCAUAAUGAAGGAAGGUUCAAGCAAAGCUUCAGCGGCGGCUCAAUCAGGCAGAUAAAAGUGAACAGGCAUUUGUGGGACAAUUCUACUGCUAAAAAUUAUGUUCACAUAUGAGGAAGGUAGAUGCAAAAUCUUCAUUGGACUGAUGGUGGACGGUUUACAGGUUGCGUGAAUAUAGCUACUUCAAUCGGUUAGCAUAUACUCCGAAUCGAAAAGGUAAGAGUUUUGAAUUUACACGUUCUAAACGCCAGAAGGAUUUGUAUAUUUUGAUUCUUGCUUUGGCUAUGGUUUUGGUAUUAUAUUCCAACAUUUUAAUGUGGGGUGAUGGCCUCUCACAGCAAAAGUUGUCAGUCAAAAAGAGAAAUUUUCUCUGUUUCUGUUGUCUAUUGAAUCUGUUUUGGUUGGAAGCUUGUAGAUGUUUAAUUGCUUUGAUGAUAUAUACAUUUGGCAUUCAAUCUCUGAAUGAUGCAAUCUGUCUUGUCACAUUA